AUGGCAGUUCUUGCUAUAACAUCCAAAGUGGUAGAUACAAAGCGAUCGACAACUAUUCUUAGUGGAAUACAACUCGACUUCCUUGGUUGCUUGAGCACAAUGUCUACUUUUGAUGCUGAAGUUACAAAGCCUGCACAGAACUCUGCUUCACGGGCUGAACUACACCGGAAAAGCAUAGCGCAAAUGAAUAUCAAUACACAAUCUGUUCAAGAUAUGCAUAUAGAUGCUGAUCCUUCACAUGUUCCUGUUGUUCUUAUAGAAAAACAUGGCAUGGUUGUUCCACAACAUAGUUCCAACAAGGAUUUGGCUUCGAAUGCUUCUGAACAAAAAGAUACUGUUGUGCUACCUAAACUACAAGGAGAGUCUCUGGUACCCAAAAGUAGUGCUGAAAAAAGUGGGCGCAUCUUGCGAGCUGUCAUUUUUGUGCAUGGUUUUUAGGGCCACCAUUUGGAUUUACGUCUUGUUAGAAACCAAUGGCUUCUAUUGGACCCUGGAGCUGAUUGCCUAAUGUCUGAGGCUAAUGAAGAUAAAACAUCUAGAGACUUCAAAGAAAUGGGUAGCAGGUUGGCCGGGGAGGUAAUUGCCUUCCUGAAGAAGAAAAUGGAUAAACUUUCUAGAUAUGGAGGUUGCAAAGAGCUGAAGUUAAGUUUUGUCGGCCAUUCCAUCGGGAACAUCAUCAUUAGAAGUGCCCUAGCAGAACCUGCAUUGCAGCCAUACUUGAAGAACCUCUACACUUACAUGUCAAUAUCAGGGCCUCACUUGGGUCACUGGUACAGUUCAAAUUCUUUGUUCAAUUCUGGACUCUGGCUGCUGAAAAAGCUCAAGAAUGCUCAAUGCAUCCAUCAACUCACUUUCAGUGAUGAUCAAGACCCCCACAAUACAUACUUCUAUAAGCUUUGCAAGUUGAAAACAUUGGAGAACUUCAAAAAUAUCAUAUUGUUAUCAUCACCACAGGAUGGCUAUGUACCAUAUCACUCAGCAAGAAUGGAGCUCUGCCCAGCUGCAUCAUCGGACACCUCAAAAAAGGGUCAAGUCUUCACAGAAAUGCUCAACAAUUGCUUGGAUCAGAUCCGUGCGCCCUCAUCUGACACCCGGACGUUCAUGCGCUGCGAUGUGAAUUUUGACCAGUCCAACCACGGACAGAGCCUGAACACCAUGAUUGGCAGGGCAGCCCACAUCGAGUUCCUUGAGACCGACAUCUACGCCAAGUUCAUCAUGUGGUCCUUCCCUGACCUGUUCCGAUGAC
This is a messenger RNA of Zea mays, 1246 nucleotides long. RefSeq names its product protein FAM135A. Gene Ontology annotation, biological process: lipid metabolic process. NCBI's taxonomy places the organism in Eukaryota, Viridiplantae, Streptophyta, Magnoliopsida, Poales, Poaceae. The record is from RefSeq and is a predicted model, not a curated record.